AUGCUUCUUCCCAAGGGCGGCAUCACCUGGAAGUCGGCAAAGGCACAGCUACCCCCUACCAGAGCGAUAUGGGUAUUCCUAACAAAAACGCGCGUUCUUCUCACCAUUGCCAUUGUCGGCGUACUUCUAUUACUAUGGCGCGGCAUCAGGUCGUCGGCGGGCGAGAUGCAAAGUUUUUACUGCUGGGGCCCGUCGAAACCACCGAUGGAUAUGACCCUCAAUGAGCAACAGGCCUGGCACGCGCAUCUCCAGACCCCCGUCAUUUUCAACCACCAUGCUCCCAUCACUAUCAACAACUCUGAGAUACAGCAUGUCGAUCUCAACUCGGUUCAAUCAACGCGUCAAGCCAUCGACAACGAGGAGCGCGUCCUCAUCCUCACCCCUCUGAAAGAUGCCGCGCCCUACAUUCCCCAUCACGUAGAUCUGCUUGUCGAACUCACCUAUCCUCACCACCUCAUCGACCUCGCCUUCCUCGUCGGCGACUCCUCAGACGACACUAUGGCCGUCUUGGCUAUGGAAUUGGAUCGCGUUCAAAAGCGCAAGGAUAGCACUGUGCCCUUCAACAGCGUCACCAUCGUGGAGAAGGACUUCGGCAGUCAUCUGAGCCAAUCCGUUGAGGAUCGACACGGUUUCGAAGCCCAAGGACCCCGACGGAAAGCCAUGGGUCGUGCCCGUAACUACCUGCUCUCCACCGCCCUCAAGCCAGAUCACUCCUGGGUGUAUUGGCGCGACGUUGAUAUUGUCGAGAGUCCUCCUCGGAUUCUAGAGGACUUCAUCUCUCGCGACCGAGAUAUUCUCGUCCCGAAUGUCUGGUUUCACCGCUACGAAGAUGGGAAGGAUAUAGAAGGCAGAUUCGAUUACAACUCUUGGAUCGAAUCUGACAAAGCGCUGAGACUCACCAGCAAACUCGACAAGAACGUCGUUCUAGCUGAAGGCUACAAGCAAUACGACACGGGAAGGACAUAUAUGGCUCGUAUGGGUAACCGCGCUGACGACCCUUUCGAGGAGAUCGAACUUGACGGCAUUGGUGGUGUGAACAUUCUGGUUAAGGCUGAAGUGCACCGAUCAGGUAUCAACUUUCCCUGUUACGCGUUUGAGAACCAGGCAGAGACCGAGGGCUUCGCAAAGAUGGCGAAGAGGGCAGGCUUUGAGGUCAUCGGCCUGCCCAACUACGUCGUGUGGCACAUCGAUACGGAAGAGAAGCCUGGCAACGCAUAG
Messenger RNA from Anthostomella pinea, 1218 nucleotides. Lineage: Eukaryota; Fungi; Ascomycota; Sordariomycetes; Xylariales; Xylariaceae. The record is from the annotation of a GenBank genome assembly.